AUGUGGCCUUCGAGGCAUGGGCUGGGUGUACAGCUAGGAUAUGGUCUACAAGGCUCUAACUUUCACAGUGGCUCUCUUGACCAAGAAAGACCCUGGAAAUUCGCAAGACAGAGAGAUGGUGGUUUAGCAUUAAGUGAAGUUCGAUUCUCAAAGGAAACUUUAGUACCACCACAAAUCAGUGAUUCUGAAAUAUCUGAUUCCAAAGAUAAUACGUUUAAGUCUGCUUUAAAAGAUGUUCCAUCUGAUAUAAUGGGCCAAAUAUUGAAAAACGAAGAGUUCUUAUCAUCAAAAUAUGUCUAUGAUCCAACUUAUAGUGAAAUGAUUGACUAUCAAAUUCUUCAAAAUAACAAAAAAAGUGAAAUUCAUACACAUUCAGAGGUCAUAGCCUAUGUUUCAGAUCCAACAGGUUGUACCUUGAAUGUUCACAUUAUCCAAAGAACCAAAAAUUUUAUCAUGAGCAAGGAACACAGUUUCGAUUUGUUCAUACCGACGCUUGGAAAAGGUUGUUCUUGGGAAUUUGAUUCACCUAUCAAGCAGAUAAAAAUCCGUCAAGACAGUUCACCCACAGAUUAUCCUCAAGUUUUGAUUAUAAGGACAGCCAACUCUAUAUACUUACUACAACUGAGAAGUAAAAUAACACACAAGGUAGAGUGCAAUUUGAAGUUAAUAGGCACUAUCCACCCAAGUGACUUAUAUGAUGAAAAUUUUGCUUAUGUAAAUACAAGUCCAUUUGAUAAAACACUAUUCUUGAUUGUUGAUGUUAAAGGUAAUUGGGGGUUGGGAAAAAUACGGAAAAUUAAAGUACCAAGAUUUUUAACAAAAGGUAGAAUAUUUGAUCCAGAUGAAGUAUCAAGUUUUAAAAGAAUCAUUUGGUCGAAUCAUCCAGAUAUAAUGUAUGUUAUAGGAAGAACAUACAUUAAACAGUUCAACUUAGAAACACUUGAAAAAAAAGAUAUUGUUUUAGCUGGAAAAUGGUCUGAGAUCAGAGAUUAUAAAAAUUUUACAUAUAAUUUAAACUUUGGGAUAUUGUUGACUUCUAAAGAGUUGAUAUGGAUUGAUAUUGCUAAUGGGUUCAAAAGGGUCCUAUCUUGGAAACAUUAUCUUGAGUCUGAUGACCCAUCAUUAUCAUUGACAGUGAGAACAAUAGGAGACAUCACAUUUGCUUUGAUUCAUAGUCAAGUCCAUCCAAUCGUAUUAAUCCAUCAAUUUAAGAUCGAAGAUGGCUUUCCAACUUCAGUACGUGAUCCAACAAUGGUGAAUUUAGGAAGCAAAGCUCCAGCUUAUGGUUAUACUAUGAUACCAGCAUUUUUCAACGAUAUUAUUGGCUCAGCUCAUGAUGAGAAGUUUUUAGCUCUAACAAUUUUCAAAGUAUCAACACAACUGGAUGUUUCAAGAAUUGUUGUAUCUACUUUAAAUAACUCAUUACUACUCAAGUAUCCAAGUUCACGGGAGUUAAGUAUUAAAGGUCAAGCUGAAGCUCAGUUAGCAGAUGAUAAAGCUUCAAUGAUUAAUAGAAACAUAGAAAAAUUACAAACUUUAACGGAUGAACUAUUUUAUCAGAUUUCAGAAGAUACCACUGAAGACCAAGACGAUGCUGCAGUUUUUCAAGACUUUGCUACAAAACUAAACGUUCAAGAUAAAGAUACUAGAUCACCUUUUACAUUGAUAAACCAUGCUGAGUCGAUUCAAAAUUUUCAAGGAUUUGAAGAAUUUGAUAAUCUUAUGGAACAGUUUCAAGAUCAUUGUCGUCAGAUUAAUCUUGAGCUUCUACCUUUAUCGAAAUUAAAUCAACUAUUAUUGAAGAACAAUACAGAAUCUAUAAGUGAUUUAUUUAAAAAAUUGCUUAAACUUUGGAAUCACAAUAACCCAGAUGAAGAAGACAAGCUAUACACAAAAUACAUUUCAAGGGACUUAGCACUCUCAUCGUCUGUCAUAUACAACCCACAAGAGGAAGAAUCGAAAUCACCAGAAUUGAUUAAUGGAUUGCCUAGAAAACUGAGAGAUAUUGUUGAUAAGUGGGAUGAGGGAUUUGAAGAGCAAGAGGAAGAACAAAUACCAUCGCAGUUUCUUGAAACUCCAGAACCGGUAAUUAAACCAAUCGUCACAGUUUCACAUUCUCAACCCAUCAAUCCUUCCCAGGGGUUAUUGCGGCCAUCUCAAAGAACUCAAUCACUCAUUGCAAAACCACAAUUUCCUUCUUCUCAACAACAAUCACAACCAGCAUCAAGUGUUCCAGCUGCUGCUUCUCAGCCAGUCAAGACCAAAAAGAAAAAGCGCAGAAUUAAAGGUUUUGGAUAA
Messenger RNA from Hansenula ciferrii, 2298 nucleotides. RefSeq names its product Rrn6p (gene RRN6). The transcript has a single exon. The record is from RefSeq and is a predicted model, not a curated record. NCBI's taxonomy places the organism in Eukaryota, Fungi, Ascomycota, Saccharomycetes, Phaffomycetales, Wickerhamomycetaceae. Gene Ontology annotation, biological process: nucleolar large rRNA transcription by RNA polymerase I. Gene Ontology annotation, molecular function: RNA polymerase I general transcription initiation factor binding; RNA polymerase I transcription regulatory region sequence-specific DNA binding. The coding region runs from base 1 to 2298 and encodes 765 amino acids. Gene Ontology annotation, cellular component: RNA polymerase I core factor complex.